This is a messenger RNA of Penicillium argentinense, 1392 nucleotides long. RefSeq lists its product as uncharacterized. Gene Ontology annotation, biological process: positive regulation of transcription by RNA polymerase II. Gene Ontology annotation, cellular component: nucleus. The coding region runs from base 1 to 1392 and encodes 463 amino acids. Gene Ontology annotation, molecular function: DNA-binding transcription factor activity; transcription cis-regulatory region binding. The record is from RefSeq and is a predicted model, not a curated record. The transcript has a single exon. NCBI's taxonomy places the organism in Eukaryota, Fungi, Ascomycota, Eurotiomycetes, Eurotiales, Aspergillaceae.
AUGGCGUUGGGUGUCACUUCCGAUCAGGGACCCAGCAGAAGCGCCCCGACAGACCUAGGAACGGUCAUCGUCGCGCCCUUCCAGGCGGCGGCCAAGGCCGCGCUCACGACGCACGAAUUGUUUCUUUUGGACCAUUACAUCCAACGAUUCUCACGCAUCUAUCCGACAUGCAGCGGCCCGAUGAAUCCUUUUCUCUCGAUCCUGCUUCCUCUCGCUGUCGAAAACCAGACCGUGAUGAACGCGGUGCUGGCGCUGAGUGGCGCCCAGCUGGGGGCCCAUCGCGACCAGGAGAUUAUCAAGGCAACGCUGUGUGCACGCCAUCGGGCACUGGAAGGCUGUCGGAACAUCCUGAUCUACUCCGAAUCUCUCAUGGAUUCCAAUCAAUCAAGGCCUACGGGACGCUCGAUGGCAGGCACGGGCAACCACGGCAAUAUCCUCUACACCCUUGCAUCAUGCAUCUGCCUUCUCCUAUAUGAAAAGCUGAUGGGUGACGGAAAGGCCAACUGGAUGCCGCACCUCUCUUUUUUGGCCGGACUGUUUGAUCGAUUGGAAACACCGCACAACCAAGAGGUUUUUCAAUCGAUCCUGCGUGGCCAUCAGCAGCGGCUCGCCUUUGGCUUUAUCCACAACUUGUUCUUAUAUAAUGAUCUCGUGCAGUCUACUGCGCAAGGUACUUCCACGCUAUCUAAUUUCUACCUUCGGCCCCAGGGAAUGUCUUCGGUCAGACAACCCGGGUCUGGCAAGAGUCUGUUCAACGGGAUUCUGGACACUUCCCUUGUCCCGGGAGAUUUGUCCUCGCGAGAUCGCUUCUACUACCCAUACCUCAUCGCCCAGAUCAGUGCUGGAACUGAGACGGUCUCAGAUGCGAGCAUUGGUCUUUGGGACAGCCGGCUGGAUUGGCUUCCAAGCUUCUCCGUCUUGACCGUGCCGCGUUCCCCUGGAUCAGAAAUUACAAGAUCCGUCGACACUGACCAAUCCUCCCAAGUUAAUGAGCCAGAUCACAUAUUCCUCAUGUCUGCCAUCUAUAGUUACACCGCAAAGCUCUACCUGAGGCAAACUCGAUGCCGGCGACAAGGGCAGAAUGCAAUGUCUCAGUGUGGAUUGGAGAUCGCAGAUCUAGCCUGCCAUGCUACUUUCCUCAUUUCGCAGGUACCCGAUGGCUCCAGCUUUGAAAAUGCACUUCUCUGGCCAAUUGGUAUCAUCGGACCAGGACUAUCGGCUGCUAGUAGUCCUUCCCGACAGUACCUGCUCACCCGUCUACGAUCCUUGGAACAGAGGUUUCAAAUGAAACAUUUUGAACGAUUACAGGAAGUUCUGGUUGCCGGAUGGAAUCGUUUGGACCGCAUGGACUCGGAGGAACUGGUAGAAAAUGAUGUGUUUCUGUUUGGGUAG